Messenger RNA from Canis lupus familiaris (dog), 559 nucleotides. RefSeq names its product COMM domain containing 6 (gene COMMD6). The coding region runs from base 222 to 398 and encodes 58 amino acids. NCBI's taxonomy places the organism in Eukaryota, Metazoa, Chordata, Mammalia, Carnivora, Canidae. The record is from RefSeq and is a predicted model, not a curated record. Gene Ontology annotation, molecular function: NF-kappaB binding. The transcript has 3 exons.
CCUCCGGCUUCUGUUGGGCGAGGGGCGGGCGGUAGCACCUGGCCCGCCUCCUGCCCCUGGCUGCCGGGGACGGUGCCACCACUGUGAGCCUUCCCCAGCAAUCCCCUCCUCCAAGGCCCGUGUGUGCGAGUCUGUGACCUUCAUCCUGCCACCCUGCAUUCCUGCAUUGCUCCUUCCACUAUGCGCCUGACACGCUUGUAGAUUUUCAGUGGAAACUGGGUAUGGCUGUGAGCUCCGACAGUUGCAGAUCUCUUAAGUAUCCUUAUGUUGCAGUGUUGCUCAAAGUGGCAGAUCAUUCAGGCCAAGUAAAGAACAAGUGCUUUGAAAUGACAAUUCCACAAUUUCAGAAUUUCUACAGACAGUUCAAGGAAAUUGCUGCAGUUAUUGAAACUGUGUGAAAAUUGAUUACUUGGUUGAUAAAUUACUACCAUCAUUCUAAAAUCAUGGACUUUACUUUCUGUAACAAAACUGUAUAAGGAUCAAAUGAUAUUUAUUGAGUGAAAAUUGUACUUUUGCUUACCCAUUUUUUAAUAAUAAAAACCCAAAGAGGAAUAGAUAA